ACAAAACGCGGCACGAAGAUGUACGGGGACUCAUGCACUUCUGUGGACGAGUGCGGUUUCCAGCAUUCCAUCUGCGAUGGGGAGAACUGUCGCUGCGACCCGACUAUGCCAGUAUCAAAUGACUUCGAUAAAUGUGCUAAAGCCGCCGGCAUCAACGAGUCGUGCACAUUCAACCAGCAAUGCGAGGCGGCUGUAAUCAAGACAACUUGCCGCAACGAGCGCUGCGUCUGCAUGUAUGAGAUGGUACCGGAGGUUACCGUUGGUGGCGCUAUCAUUUGUAAAUCCCAGAAGCAAGUAGAGGAAUCCACGCAGACUCUCGACCCGGCAAUGAUUGGCGUUCUUGUUGGCAUGGCUCUCAUGUUUGUCAUCAUCUGCGUUGUGCUUCGGUUGUUUAGCAGGGCUCGUUGGAGGGAGAACCGGACGAUCUUCAACACGCCAAACCCACGGCUGAUGAAUGUAUCUUUGUUGCGCGACUCGAAACUUCUUCAUGCGCAGGAUCGUCGUGGUUCCCGCGUAAGCAUGCGGCCACCAUCGCGCCAGGCUAGCCAACAGGAGCUGAGACCACACUCACCAAGUCCUGGAUCUCGUCGCGGAUCCCGAGCCAGCAGUGGACAUUCUGCAACAUCAUUAAGAUCGGCAACACUUCGUUCACCAACUGCAGCCGGUCCCACAUCCGUGACCGUAGAAAUUAGAGUUCCGGACGCAUAAAUACUGCAAAUCUACGCAGAAGUUAAAAGUUUGAUAAUCUAAAGAAAGCAGUUGAGGUUUCAAUCGGGUAUUCGUAAGUCAAAUAAAACAUGUAUGACAAAUCUUUUCUAGUACGACUUUGAACACAAAAUACCCAGUCCAUAUGUUUUUUUCAUUUAGAACCUUAAUUAAAGUAAGCUUUCUUAAUAUAAGGAUUUCGCUACAUCUUGAGCAAUAAUAUGCACUAUUAUAAUAUAAUGCAAGAAUUUCAGCCACUAUUGAAGUGCCUCUAGAUUAUAAUGCGUGAAUUUGCCCGCCAUUACAUAUUAAUUAUUAAGUUAGAUUAAGUAAUAAAUUAUUAACAACCACAUCA
Messenger RNA from Papilio polytes (common Mormon), 1060 nucleotides. RefSeq lists its product as uncharacterized. The record is from RefSeq and is a predicted model, not a curated record. The transcript is spliced from 6 exons. Lineage: Eukaryota; Metazoa; Arthropoda; Insecta; Lepidoptera; Papilionidae. Bases 19 to 708 code for a protein of 229 amino acids.